GUAGCUCAAGAAAUACGGAUAUGGAAAUACUAAGAAAACGUUCACACGCCCAUGGGAAGUCGCCCAGAUGCUGUUGCAAACUAAAAUUUGACAAAGUCACCGAGAAAUUCGUGGGUGUAUAAUUUGACCGGACUCAGCAUUUGUUGGGGCGUAAAUUGUGGCACAGAAUGGCCUCCAAAGCUGUUUACUCGCAUAGAGACCCCAUGUUAAAGAAAAGAGAUGACUUUGAGGACAUUCUGGAGGACAGGAGGAACUCCAGUGACCUGCGAUACGCCCUGAGGUGCUACGCGCCCGUCCUGUACAAGGAGCUGACGCCCUGCACGGCCGGUGGCCUGAAAGGCCUGGUGCUGCAGUCUGACCAGCUCCGGUACGUCAUCGGUCAGGUUUCCAAAGAGACGGGCGUGACCGUAGAGGAUGUCCAAGCGGAGGCGUCGGCCAUCUUGGAUGAGAUGGCCCACCGCUUGCAGCUCAGCACCGUUCGCUUCUUUGCCUUCAUGCUCUGCAAAGUCUUCAAAGCCCUGUUCAGGAGCAUCUGCGUCAACGAGGAGGGCAUCCAGAGGCUCCAGCAGGCCAUUCACGAGCACCCGGUGGUUCUGCUGCCGAGUCACCGCAGCUACAUGGACUUCCUGCUGAUGUCCUACCUGCUCUACACCUACGACCUGGCCCUGCCGGUCAUCGCCGCCGGCAUGGACUUCAUGGGGAUGAAGGUGGUGGGUGAGAUGCUGCGCAUGUCUGGAGCCUUCUUCAUCCGGAGGUCAUUUGGCGGCGACAAACUCUACUGGGCGGUUUUCUCUGAGUAUGUGAAGACCAUGCUGAAGAAUGGGUUUGCUCCUGUUGAAUUUUUCCUGGAAGGAACGAGAAGCCGAACAGCCAAGUCUUUGACUCCAAAGUUAGGUCUGCUGAACAUCGUGAUGGACCCAUUCCUUAAAGGGGAAGUGUUCGACGUCUGCCUGGUCCCGGUCAGCAUCAGCUACGAGAGGAUCCUGGAGGAAGCGCUCUACGCCAGAGAGCUGCUGGGCGUCCCAAAGCCCAAAGAGUCCACCUCUGGCCUGUUCAAAGCCAGAAAGGUCCUCAGCGAGGACUACGGCAGCAUCCACGUGUACUUCGGCCAGCCCGUGUCCGUCAGAAGCUUAGCCGAGGGCAGAGUCAACCGCGGCCAGUUCAACCUGACGCCCAGACACAUCCCCAGGAGACCCGGGGAGGACGUGGGCGUCUUCGUGAACGCGGCGGCCUACCGGCUGGUGCGGGCGCAGGAGGAGAACAUGGUGCUGAAGCCCUGGGUGCUCCUGGCCUCCCUGCUGCUCCAGAACCAGCCGGCCGGCCGCGGCCCCGGCCAGGGGCUGACCCUGGAGGAGCUGACCCAGCAGGCCGCGUGGCUCCGAGACCUCGCCCGGCAGUUCGGAGCCUUCCUUCACUGGCCCGGUACGGCACCACCGGGGUCCGGGACAAUGCCCGGUCUGUGCGCCACGGAGACGACUCACAAAGGGACGUCUGUUAAAAACAACUCACCCUGUCCUGAAGGGGGGGCCGGCGCCCCCGAGGAGGAGCUCCUGCGGCGGGCCGUGGUGGUGCUGUCCUGCGCCUCCUACAGGAACCAGGGGCUCCACGUCUUCCUGCGCCCGGCGCUGCUGGCCUCCGCGCUGCGCACCGCCUCCUCCAGCAGGAAACGUCAGCGGCCGCCGCCGUCCUCCCCACGUUGCCACGGCGACCACCCGGACGUCUUCAAUAGCUUCACCUUCCUGAGGAACGUGUUCUCCAACGAGUUCAUCCUGUGUCCGGGAGCGGCUGUGCAGGACUUCGAGGAGGCCUGCUACCUCCUGGGGAAGAACGGGGCUCUGCAGGCCGGCCAGCAGGACAUCCUGGUGACGGAGAGAGGACGCCGGACGCUGGCCUUCCUCGCCAAGCUCCUGGACCCGUUCCUGCAGGGGUACCAGGCGACGGAGGGUCUGACGGAGAAGCAGUUUGUCCCCGCCGUCCGGGCCUUCGUCAUUAAGCAGCUCCUAACAGGCAGACUCGGGUACGUGGAGGCGCUGUCGUCGGACCUCCAGAAGAACGCGCUGGCGGCGCUGCUCAGGCUGGACGCCGUCCAGAAGCUGAAAGGAGGGGAGGCGCCGGGCACUCUAAAGGUCAACGCGGUGGUGGUCAACUCACUGGAAGACACUCUGGGAGGAAGCCUCCCCACUCAGAAAGCAGCCGUCGCUCGCCUUUAACCCUCCGAGCCCUUCGGCCAAUCGGACAGCUCGGUUGGGCCGGUGCCCCUCCCCCCCCCCCUCAGGUGGGGAGAGGAAAGCAGCUGCAUCUGGGUGCAGCUCGGCCACCUUUUAUACUGAAUUUCUAUCGUUUCUUUAUCUCCCUUCAGCUUUUUUUUAAAAGGAAAAAAAAACUCUUAAGCCAUUUUCACACCCCGAACGGUUCAGGACUCCUGUGUGAAAGAGGUAUCAGAAUUUAUUAUUUUAAAUCGUCUAAAUCCAGACUACGAUCCAGAGCUCGGCUCAUUCAGUUCCUCCUGACCGAGCCGCCUUCAGGGCUCCUGGACGUGCAAAAACGAGCGGUCAUCCUCUAGUAAUGCGCUUCAGCUCAGGCCCCCGGAGCCCAAUGGGGGGGGUUUCACUCCUUUUCCUGCAUCUUUCUCUGUUCACUCCUCUAUUCUCUUGUGCACUUU
This is a messenger RNA of Menidia menidia (Atlantic silverside), 2662 nucleotides long. The record is from the annotation of a GenBank genome assembly. NCBI's taxonomy places the organism in Eukaryota, Metazoa, Chordata, Actinopteri, Atheriniformes, Atherinopsidae.